CUUAACUUGACGUCCUAUUAAUAACCCCUCCAUCCAGAUCAACUAGCCUGAUCAAUCGAAUCUAUUAUCUUGACACCUGACUUCUACUUUGUUCAACCUCUGUCUUACUAUUCUUCUAUCACAACAAUGGCACAGCUGAACGAAUCCGAGCUCAAUAAACCAGGUGGUGUUGAGGGUUCCGGCCAAGCAGGGAUGCAAGGAAUGGAGAUGUUGGAUGGCACGAUUGCCGAGGCUCUCAAAGAGACCGUAGAGCGCUCCAGUCCUCAACAUGCUGAUAAUCGCAACGAUGUCACCCAGGGCAUUCAUGGCCAUUUACAUCACUUUGCGUCUGGCGGCCCUGCCCAUCACUUGUGGUUGAGCAAAUUCGUGCCUCAGCUGCAAUCCCUUGCAGCAAAGUAUCACGUCGGCAACUACGUCGCGAUUAGAGGCACCAAUGAACGAAUCUUUGAAAGCAUGCCGAUCUAUGCACGUUUGGGCAUGCAUAUCUUAUUUUAUGGGAGGGAGCAGGUCAAGCUCUUGGAAGGAAGCAAGCGCAUUGAAUCACUCCUGAUGGAGCAGAGCAAGCGUGAGGGGCAGAUCUACGACUCGCCCGAGUCUAGAAGUCACAUCCCGUCAUUCAUACACACCUACAACAUCAACACAAGCGAGCUGCUAUAUCCCCCCGAAAGCCCAGCAUACAAGAAUUUCAAUCACUUCUUCUACCGGAAACUCAAGCCUGAUGCCCGCCCUGUGCAGAACCCUGAUCAUGAAUUCUGCAGCGCCGCGGACUCCCGGCUUGUCGUAUACCCUGCGGUGCACGACGCGCAGACUUUUUGGAUUAAAGGGAACGAGUUCACAGUUCCUGCCCUUCUAGGACUAGACAAAUCCGAUCCACUCUGCCGGGCGCUUGAAGGUGGCUCUCUCGCAUCAUUCCGCCUUGCGCCGUCAGAUUAUCACCGCUUCCAUUCGCUUGCGGAUGCCACUGUCGUUGGUGAACCAAGGGAUAUUCCUGGACAGUAUUUUACAGUCAACCCGCAGGCAGUCAACGAGAAAGGUCUUGAUGUGCUAUCUGCCAAUAAGAGAUCAGUUCUCCUUCUAAACCAUGACGCGACGAAUAAAAAGAUCGCAUUUGUUGCAGUCGGUGCCUUGCUCGUUGGAAGCAUCCAGUGGACCGUUUCGGCGGGUUCCAAGGUUCGGCGUGGAGAUGAACUUGGAUUCUUCGCGUACGGAGGCAGCACUAUCGUUGCUAUCCUUGAGCCGGGGAUGGUCGAGUGGGAUUCCGAUCUUGUAGCCAACUCUUCGCCUCCGAAACGGGGUCAACUUGGAAUCGAGACUAUGAUGAAAGUUGGUUGGUCUAUUGGGAAGAUGCCAAAGGACAAGAAGUGAACAGAAACUGCCUGUGGAAGAUCACUAUUUCUUAAAUGUAAGCGCGCUCUAUUUACCCAAUCAUGUAUCAUCACGGCUUUGAACUAUUCAAAUGCGUGCAUAA
Messenger RNA from Suillus subalutaceus, 1468 nucleotides. Its product is annotated as phosphatidylserine decarboxylase-domain-containing protein. The record is from RefSeq and is a predicted model, not a curated record. NCBI's taxonomy places the organism in Eukaryota, Fungi, Basidiomycota, Agaricomycetes, Boletales, Suillaceae. Gene Ontology annotation, molecular function: phosphatidylserine decarboxylase activity. The transcript is spliced from 3 exons. Gene Ontology annotation, biological process: phospholipid biosynthetic process. The coding region runs from base 127 to 1365 and encodes 412 amino acids.